AUGGGUAUCAGAGGGAUGCUGCGAGUCGCCGUGCUCCUGCUACUCAUCAGGACCUGGCUCGCGGAGGGCAACGACCCCAGUCCUACCCCAGAAUUCCACUUUGAGCUCUCCCCAACUGUGCCCGAAGUCAUCUUGAAUCUCUUCAACUGCAAAAAUUGUGCAAAUGAAGCUGUGGUUCACAAGAUUUUGGACAGGGUGCUGUCGAGAUAUGAUGUCCGUCUGAGGCCAAAUUUUGGAGGUGCCCCUGUGCCUGUGGGAGUGUCUAUCUAUGUCUCCAGUAUUGAGCAGAUCUCAGAAAUGACUAUGGACUAUACAAUCACAAUGUUUUUUCAUCAGACCUGGAAAGAUCCACGUUUAGCAUACUAUGAGACCAACCUAAACUUGACCCUGGACUAUCGGAUGCUAGAGAAGUUAUGGGUCCCUGACUGCUACUUUCUAAAUAGCAAGGAUGCUUUUGUGCACGACGUGACUGUGGAAAAUCGUGUGUUUCAGCUUCAUCCAGAUGGAACAGUGCGGUAUGGCAUCCGACUUACAACCACAGCAGCUUGUUCCCUAAAUCUGCAAAAAUUCCCCCUGGACAAGCAGACCUGCAAGCUGGAAGUGGAGAGCUAUGGCUACACGGUUGAAGACAUUGUAUUAUAUUGGGAAGGUAAUGGGAAUGCCAUCCAGGGGACUGAGAAGCUGCACAUUCCUCAGUUCAGCUUCCUGGGAAAAACAGUGACUAGCAAAGAGGUGUUUUUAUACACAGGUUCCUAUGUGCGUCUGAUACUGAGGUUCCUGGUCCAAAGGGAAGUCACCAGCUACCUUGUGCAGAUCUAUUGGCCUACUGUUCUCACCACUGUUGUCUCUUGGAUAUCGUUUUGGAUGAACUAUGAAUCCUCUGCAGCCAGGGUGACAGUUGGUCUGACUUCAAUGCUCAUCCUGAAUGCCAUCAACUCACAUCUGCGAGAUAAACUCCCCCAAGUUUCCUGUAUUAAGGCCAUUGACAUCUAUAUGGUCGUAUGCUUCUUCUUUGUGUUCCUGUCCUUGCUGGAAUAUGUCUACAUCAACUAUCUUUUCUAUAGCCGAGGUGGAUCCCGGCGCAGUCUCAGGCGACGCAGGAGAGCCCAAAGAGUAAUGGCCCGCUACUGCUACGAAGAAGUGAUGCUGCAGGGUGACCAGGUUAGCAUAGAACAUGAAAGUGGCUCUCCUUUCUCCACACCAGUGCAUGCCUGUCUGGCAAGCGUCGGAAGCCUCAGUUCUUUGACCUCCAUCCCAGGGCAGGCCCCACUGGCUACCUCAGAAAGCCUCAGCUCACUAUCUUCUCUCUCAGAGCAGGCCUGGAUGGCCUCUAGAGAAAGCCUGAGCGAUCUUCCCUCCACCUCAGAGCAGGCCCUGCACAGCUAUGGCAUUCACUUUAGUGGUUUUGAGAUUGAUGACAGUGUUAUUCCUACUGAAAUCCGCAACCGUGCUGAGGCUCAUGGCCAUGCUGAGACCCGUGACCCAGAAGACCCUGAAGAGAACUUGAGCUCAGAUGAGAGUCAUGGCUGUGGCCAUAGUGGGAGGCAUCUGCGUCUCCACAGCUACAGGUGUGUACAAGAAGCAAGCUGUAGCCUUGAUGAGAUCCGUAUUGAGAGUGGCUACCUUCACCUUGAUAAGCAACUCAAGUGUGAUCUUGACAGCCUUAAUGUUGAUGAUUUCAAGGGCUUUGACCAAGGCAAGGAUAGUAACUCAGAGUCUGAUGACAGUUGCCCCCCGAGUCCUGGGUGCUCCUUCGGUGAAGGGUUGUCCUCCAAGCUCUUUCACCCUGACUAUGUCCCUAAGGUCGACAAGUGGUCCCGGAUCCUCUUCCCUCUUGCCUUUGUAGUGUUCAACAUUGUUUACUGGGUGUAUCAUCUCCUUUAG
Molecule: messenger RNA, 1884 nt
Organism: Hyaena hyaena (striped hyena)
Lineage: Eukaryota; Metazoa; Chordata; Mammalia; Carnivora; Hyaenidae
Gene: GABRQ
Product: gamma-aminobutyric acid type A receptor subunit theta
Exons: 10
Coding region: 1-1884 (627 amino acids)
Biological process (GO): monoatomic ion transmembrane transport; nervous system process; chemical synaptic transmission
Cellular component (GO): neuron projection; membrane; GABA-A receptor complex
Molecular function (GO): neurotransmitter receptor activity; extracellular ligand-gated monoatomic ion channel activity; GABA-A receptor activity
Source: RefSeq, a predicted model, not a curated record